This is a messenger RNA of Topomyia yanbarensis, 2820 nucleotides long. RefSeq names its product protein Star (gene S). NCBI's taxonomy places the organism in Eukaryota, Metazoa, Arthropoda, Insecta, Diptera, Culicidae. Bases 784 to 2388 code for a protein of 534 amino acids. The transcript has 5 exons. The record is from RefSeq and is a predicted model, not a curated record.
AUUAGUAGCACUUCUACUUCCGUCGAGUCAAGACGCGCGCGAAUCGUCGUCAGUUUCGAAGUGGCCUUUUUCGGUUUAAAACAAAAUAACUAUAACCUAAAUUGUCUCCGUUUCCGUUUCCGACGUUCUUUGAUUGAAACUACCGUAGGUUAGCGUGUGUCGGCUGUGUAGGAGGAUUGGCAUUAGUGGGUGUGAUAAGGCCCCCGCACCAGGUUUGACAGAAAUAGUACGUGAUUGUUUUUAGGUCAACGAUAAGUGAUAUACAUUUCGUCUGGAUUUCAGCAGUGCAAAAUAGUGAAAUAUUGCCGAUUAGUUGCCCCUUAUCAAUGGUAUCCGAACGGAACGUAUUGUGAGUCACGUAACGUUACAUAACGUCAUCGGCAAGUGAGCGGAGUUUGUAGCGCCAGAUCCAUACCGAGCUACCUCCAGUAUUCGCGGUAUUGAAUUGAUUCAUUCAUUGGAUAAACUCGAAACCUACGCAGUUGGCCAGUAGUACAGAUCUCGUACGAUCGUUGUAUGCAAGCGGGGAGAUCUGGCUGAGUUGUGAGUGGUCGUGGUACGGCAGGGAAGAAUCUAGCGGGAGAGGGUGGACCCAGUGCAGUGGUAGGUGGAUCGUGCUGGCAAGUAUAGCGAGAGUGAAACCAUUUGUGGCUGAUUUGUUUAUUUCCAAACACGACGCUGUGAUUGGUAACAGUAGCCGUCCCGGUAGCAGCAGCUUGAAGCAAACAGAAUCUCCAAUUGAGUUGCAGCAGAUAGCAGGCCAACUGAGAAGCGCCAGGCAGGAUGACGAUAUUUAGCUUUUAUGGAAUGAGGACGAAGGUCCCGAAGCAAAAGGACAAAAUGACAACAGGAGGCCAGCUGCAGAGUUCGGAGGAUACCACCACGCAUCAUCACCAUCACCAACAUCAGCAGCAGAUUCCGAACAUUGCUGGAACGAUCACCGAUGCCGGUGAGAAGCAGCAAUAUCUUCCUAACCACCCAACUCUUCAUCAUCAUCAUCAUCACCUACAUCAUCAGCACGCGCAUCUACCUCAACUUCACCCGUUUUCCUCUUCGGUGACCAGUGGCAGCACCGGACUGCUAGCAGGAAAUGGCGGUGGCUCGGCGCCUUCGACUCUGACCAGCGGAACUAAAUUACCUGCAAAAAUCUCACCUCUAGGACCGUCCCCCUUCCGACAGCUGCUUCCGGUGGCACUAAGUAUCAUCUCGUUCGCCACCGUGCUCAGCAUACUGGUCAUCUACAUGGACACGACAGAAAUUCGACAUCAACAGUUUCGACUGAACAUGUCCCGCGACUACGACCUGAUGGGCGUCCCCCAGGACAACCCGGCGCUGGUGAAAUACGUUCGAGACAUCCACAUGAAAAAGUACCCGAUGACCUUCAUGCGAAAUGCUAACGCUCCGGUGGAACAUUUGAACUUUACCAACCGGCACGAGCUGACCCCAGAGAUGGCACGUUUCGUCUCCGAUCUGCUGGGGAAGAAAAAAUUCGGAACGUUCUUCCAGUCGCUAACCGGCAUCAGCGAUUCGAUGAUGACCGCACCGUGGCUGGCGGAAACGAUGAACUGGGGCGGAUAUCUGGUCGAACCUGAUCCACGAAAAUAUUUCUCCCUCCGCAAACAGAAUGCCUUCCGGUCCAAUGUUCAGGUUAUUCACGCCUGUCUGUCGCCCAACACCUACCCCAAAGAGGUCACGCUUCAUCACGACGACGACAGCGAAGUACGAAUCAACAGCGUGCUGGAUGAGGAGACAGAAUGGUUCCACCCACGCGUCAAAUGUUUUCCGGUGUACACGCUAAUGUUGGCUGUCAACAGGACUUCGAUCGAUUUACUUAGCCUUGGCUGCCAGGGACAGGAACUACAGAUCCUUCAAACGAUUCCGUUCGAUCGCGUGCAUGUCAAGGUGAUCUCGAUCCAUCUGGUGCACUACUAUGAAGAGGAAGAGCUGAUCAUCGAUGUAGACGAGUACGUGCAGAACAUUACCCGUUUUCUACUGAGCAAGUCGUACAAAAUGGUCCGUAGCUUUGAUCGUAACUUCAUUUAUCAGUACGUGCAUGCAAAUGGCGGUCAUGGCGGUAGUAUCAGUCGUGUCAACAGUGUAGUAGGCGUACCCGAUGGGUCAACUGGCGAGGGGAGCGGAAGCAGCAGCACUAGUAACGUGAAACCUACUAUCAACAAGAUUAGCACCAGCGAGAAAGGCGAGCUAAUGCGUAAGGUAAUCGGUACUACCUUAUCACCAUUGCCGAUAAGUAGUGCACCGACUGUGAAGGCUGCCACCGAAUCUAACCGACCGACCUCUGCCAGUACGGAACGAGGGUUGGAUGAAGCAGAUUCGCAAAUGUACGGCACUAGUUCAACAAGCUUACCACCAAUGGUCACUUCCCUGUGAACUGAACAGAAACGAAUAACGUCCAGCAACAUUUUUUUUCCUGACAUCGAUUCGAAAUAGUGUGAAUUUUAUAACGAAACUAAAGCUACCAACUCAUCAUUCCAGAACAGUUAUUGCUCUCUAUUCAGCUUGUGGGUAGUAGAUCCAUCCACACGAAAAAGUACCCUGUAGAUACCAGCAUUAGGAUUUAAGCAACGAAUGAAACAGAUAGCCCCUGAUGGGAUCCGUUAUCCUUAUUUUGAGUCUGAACUGAAACUCGAUCAAUUUUUAACGUAUUAUGUCGUUUUAUCAACGCUCUCUGCAUGAAUUAUGAGAUGUUAGGCAAAGGGGAGGUAAGAAGACAAAUUGAACAAUAGAGAGAAACGAAAUAGUUUCAUAUUUAUUUAUAAAAAUAGCAUUUAAAGAAAUCGUCAAUUGAUUAUAAUCGAAUAA